This is a messenger RNA of Paramisgurnus dabryanus, 2233 nucleotides long. RefSeq names its product DEAD (Asp-Glu-Ala-Asp) box polypeptide 59 (gene ddx59). Lineage: Eukaryota; Metazoa; Chordata; Actinopteri; Cypriniformes; Cobitidae. Gene Ontology annotation, molecular function: RNA helicase activity; ATP binding; nucleic acid binding. Gene Ontology annotation, cellular component: cytosol. The record is from RefSeq and is a predicted model, not a curated record.
AUGUCCGCAUGACGUCAUAUUUGUGCGACUGUUUGGAAGCGCCUUAUCGGCUGAUGCAGAAAUCUUCGAUCUGUUAUUUAAAGCUUUAAAUGGGUAUAUCAUCAACUGUUACAUUUUUAAAUAACUUAUAUUGCUAUCGGAUUGCUAUUGUGUGAUGAAGCCGGGCAGAAGAUGUUUAUGCCACGAUCUUUGAAGCUCAAAAGAGCAACUGAGACCCAUCAGCAGAACCCCAAGAGAAGCAAAGUAACGUCUGAAGACGCUGUUUCCACAUCUCCAUCAGACACCACAUCCGUGAUCCCUGAUGAGAUAUGUCCUACAGAUGAGACUGUAAAUAAACAAGAAGAUUCGUUAACAUUACAAACAGGCGAUAAUGUGAAUAAACAAGAAGAUUUGAACACAGAUACUUUAACAUUACAAACAGGCGAGACUGUGAAUAAACAAGAAGAUUUGGACGCAGAUACUUUAACAUCACAAAUAAGCGAGAGGGAAACAGAAAAGGAACCCGAGCAGAUUGAAGAAUCCGAUGAAGAGGAGGAACCUGUGAAGUCCUUUAAGAAGAACCAGAGAUGGCCCGAACCCGGAGAACCUGUAUGCGUUAUGUGUGGUCGAUAUGGAGAAUACAUCUGCGAUAAAACAGACAACGACGUAUGUAGUCUGGAGUGUAAAGCCAGUCAUUUGGCUAAAAUGUGCCUGGACUUUGGGGAGAAGGUUUUUCAUAAAGAAUUACAGGAGGGCACAGAUGGAUCAGGCACCAAUAAUACUGGUGCUCACGAUCUGGUUUACUCCUACAAGGAGGACCCAUUCAUUUCUGAACUAACAGAGGAACAGGUUGAGAGAGUUAAAACUGAGUUGGCGAUUGCGACUCGAGGUCGUGAGGUCUUUAGACCGAUUAUAGAGUUUGAUCACUGUCACUUUCCCACAGUACUCAGUGCGAACUUGAAGAAGGCUGGAUAUGAGGCGCCCACUCCCAUCCAGAUGCAAAUGGUUCCUGUUGGUUUAAGUGGGAGAGAUGUGAUUGCUACUGCUGAUACGGGCUCUGGAAAGACAAUUGCCUUCCUUCUUCCUGUGGUGGUUCGUGCCCUCGAGAGCCAAACUUCCGUUCCAGCUAGUCCCAUUUGUCUUAUCCUGACCCCGACCAGAGAGCUGGCCAUCCAGAUAGAGAAACAGACAAAAGAGCUGAUGAUGGGUCUGCCAAACAUGAGAACUGCUCUUCUAGUGGGUGGGAUGCCAUUACCUCCUCAACUCCAUCGACUUAAGCAGAAGAUUAAGAUUGCAAUAGCCACUCCAGGGCGCCUUCUUGAGAUCUUGAAACAGAAAGCUGUACAGCUGAAAGAUGCCAGAGCCGUUGUGGUCGAUGAGGCGGAUACCAUGCUGAAGAUGGGCUUUCAGCAACAGGUUCUUGAGGUUCUUGAGCACGUCCCUGAAGACCAUCAGACGCUGCUGACGUCAGCCACCAUUCCCACAGGAACUGAACAACUGGCAGCUCGCCUCACCCGCGACCCAGUGAACAUCACUAUCGGACAGAAGAACCAGCCGUGCGCCAACGUCCGUCAGAUAGUCCUCUGGGUGGAGGAACCAUCAAAGAAAAAGAAACUUUUUGAGAUUUUAAAUGACAGAAAGCUCUACCAGCCACCGGUAGUCGUAUUUGUGGACUGCAAACUGGGGGCAGAUCUGCUUUGUGAAGCUGUGCAGAAGGUUAUGGGAUUAAACACAGUCGCCAUACACUCGGACAAAACACAAUGGGAACGCAAUAAAAUUGUAAAGGGUCUUCUGGAUGGCCAGUUUGAAGUGGUGGUCAGCACUGGUAUUUUAGGCAGAGGGCUCGACCUAGUCAAUGUUAAGCUGGUGGUUAACUUUGACAUGCCUGCGAACAUGGAUGAAUACGUUCAUCAGAUCGGUCGGGCAGGCAGACUGGGACACAGAGGCACAGCCAUCACCUUUAUGAACAAUAAUAGCAAGCGUCUGUUUUUGGACAUUGUGAACAGAGUUAAACCCACCGGCUCCAUAUUGCCACCGCAGCUUCUCAACUCCCCUCAUCUGCACGAACAAAUGAGGAGAGCCAAACAGAAAAGCAAACACGGAGAGGAUACUGAAGUUACUAAAAGCAACAUCAUUGACAUCAUCAGAAAGCAUGACAGACGCUCAGUGAAAAAAUAAAAGAAUGUUUUUGUAGUUUGUAUUUGCAAUAAAUGUCACAACUGAAUAAAGCCAUUUUUCUUUGCUUUAAUACUCA